UAUGAGAUUGUGUGUGCUUUUCUGAGGGGUUAGCUGCCCCAUUCUGGGGGCUUUGUGUCUUCCUGGAGAAAGAGAACUGUUUAAGGAUUAGUAGAAAGUGGCUCUCUAAUAAAUAGGUUAUCUGAAAUGCAUAGAAGUAUGAGAAUGAAAUUUCCAGAUUAAUUCCAAAAUUGUGUUUUCCAUCCCAGUGCAUUCACAAAAACCCAACCAAACAAAAAACCCCCAAAAAACCAAUGAACUAAAAAAAAAAAUAAUAUUCACAGAUUGUUUCCUGAAAACCCAGUUGUGUGUUUCAGAUUGUUAAAGAUGAAAAAUGUGCACCAAAGAAUCUGUUCUAUUUAUUUAUUAUUGGUCUUAAACAGGCAUAAGUCUUCUUCUGUUCUUUAAUUUCUAGAAUUAUCCCUGUGCCCACUGGAAAAUUUUGUGGAAUUUUGUUUUCCUUUUCUUGGUUUGGCGCUUUUUUUUUCCCCACUCAUAUUUAAAAUGUGUUAGAUUAUGCCAGGUGAAAAGAUAGCAAUACAUUUUCUUUCAAAUUAGGUUUCUCUUUCUGAAUGUACUGUAGAAACCUGCCAGCAGUAUACCUGGCGAGAUGUCUGUCACAAAAGCUUGGGGGAAAAAAAAUGUAAAUUUUAACCAUCAGCCAGGACAAGGCAGCAGUUGUAAUAGGAAGCUACAUGGGUUGUAUUUGGAAUGUGAUUCCUAACUAGCAUGUUUUUAUUAGUGCUUUAAAAAAAAUUGUUUAUGGAAGAAAAUGAUGUAAAGAUGCUAAGAAGUGCAUUCUUCAAACAAAUAAUGUUUUCUUGACAAUGGAAAGAAGGCAGAACUAAUUUUUGGUUGGAUAAAUUAAUGUGUGAGGCCUGUAGGAAGCUGAUGACCGCAUUUGUCAUGGAUGUCACCUUUCAUUGAACUUCACUUGAAAUUGGGCUGAAAGGCCUUUCAAAUGUUAGUAUCAGUACCUGUUUCUGGGAGCUGGGCCUAAGCAAUUAAGAUUGUGUAAAAACAGAUAGUUACGUAUAAUCUGCAAAAUGAGUGCCUUAUGCUGUCAGUAAAAAAGUGAUUUUUUGCUAUAUAAGGAAAAUGCAAUUAAUAAUUUUAGAACAAAAAAGAGAACCUGGGUAGGAGGCUUGCACUUGCUGUCCUGUCACCUGAGUUCUCAGAACCCUGGCUGCAUGGUGGGCAGGGCAGUGCUGUCGUGGCGGGCUUCUGGCUAUGCAGAGAAAUAAAAAAUGUGCCCCUGUGGCUUUAGGGGAAGAUGCAUAUGGCACUUUUUCCCCAAAAUCACGGAAAUUGCAGUUGGUGUUAGAUAAGUAUAUGAUUCAACAAUUCCAGUGUGAGAAAAUACACUAUAAACCAUAGAUUUUUCUGUUCAAACGUUGAAGCAUGUAUUGACUAGGUGUGAUUCUUCCAAGUCUGCAUUUAGGACAAGGAGGUGGUCUGAGCAGAAAGCUGGAUUUAAAGGCUGUAGACUUCUGUCUCAGUAACUGAACAUGUCAUGCUAGCUUUUGCUAUGAAUAAGACUUAUGGCCAAAAUGUUGACUUUUCAAGAGCAUUUGGGAAAAAUAAUUUUUAAAUUUCUGUUGGACUUUAGUGUUUCUUUUUUGUCAUCAGGUAGGAUAUGUGGCAUCUAAGAAGCUAAACAGGAGAUCUUUAUGGCCCAGUCUUUCACUGAAUACCUACAGUAUUUCUGAGACUAAAUCUUUUCCUCCUCUACCACCCUCCCCACCCUCCCCCAGUCUUACUUUAUUGUGAGUCUGCCCUUUUUCAGUAUUACAGGGGUGUAUUUUCACAUGAAUGAAGUGUUCUUGAAUAAUUUGUCUGACUGUGCUGGGAACAAAGAGGGUUUUCUUCCAUGUCUGGCAUGAGUGUUUUCUUCAGCUAACUUCUUGCGGAAAGUUCUGGAAAACAUCAACACCAUCAAUGAAUGGCUUGAUCUUCACUCUCAUCUCCAGAUGACUUGUCCUGUUGUUCAUAAGGAUGUCGUCUGCUGCUGAAAAUGGUGAUGUUACUGCUGGAAAGCCACAUGAAGAGAAAACGUAUAAAAAGACUGCAUCCUCAGCUAUUAAAGGUGCUAUCCAGCUGGGAAUAGGAUACACAGUAGGAAACCUUACAUCAAAACCAGACAGAGAUGUUCUUAUGCAAGACUUCUAUGUAGUGGAAAGUGUCUUCUUACCAAGUGAAGGGAGCAAUCUUACCCCUGCUCAUCAUUAUCCUGACUUCAGAUUUAAGACGUAUGCACCUCUUGCCUUCCGCUAUUUCAGAGAACUUUUUGGUAUCAAGCCUGAUGAUUACUUGUACUCAAUCUGCAGUGAGCCUUUAAUUGAGUUAUCCAACCCAGGUGCCAGUGGGUCCUUAUUUUUUGUAACUAGUGAUGACGAGUUCAUCAUCAAAACAGUUCAACACAAAGAGGCUGAGUUUCUUCAGAAGCUCUUGCCGGGUUAUUAUAUGAAUCUGAACCAGAAUCCAAGGACUCUUCUGCCCAAAUUUUAUGGGCUGUACUGCGUUCAGUCAGGAGGCAUUAAUAUUAGAAUUGUUGUAAUGAACAAUGUUUUGCCGCGAGCCUUGAAAAUGCAUUUCACAUAUGACUUGAAAGGUUCCACAUACAAACGGAGAGCAUCAAGAAAAGAAAGGGAGAAGUCCAACCCUACAUUCAAAGACUUGGAUUUCUUGCAAGACAUGCAUGAAGGGUUGUAUUUUGACUCUGAAACACACAGUGCACUAAUGAAAACACUGCAGCGGGAUUGUCGAGUUCUAGAAAGUUUUAAGAUCAUGGAUUACAGUCUGCUGCUGGGAAUCCACAUACUGAACAGUAAUGUGAAGGAAAAGGAAGGAGAGAGUUCCCAGAGCGCAUCAGAUGUGAAACGUCCUGGAGGGCAGAAAGUUCUCUAUUCCACAGCCAUGGAGUCUAUACAGGGCCCUGGGAAGUCAGGGGACUCUGUCACCACAAAGACAACAAAUACAAUGGGAGGUAUUCCAGCUAAAAGCCAUAGAGGAGAAAAGCUGCUUCUAUUUAUGGGUAUUAUUGAUAUUCUCCAGUCUUACAGGUUAAUGAAGAAGUUGGAACAUUCAUGGAAAGCUCUUGUUUAUGAUGGGGACACUGUUUCAGUUCACCGACCAAGUUUUUAUGCAGACAGAUUUUUAAAGUUUAUGAAUACAAGAGUUUUCAAGAAAAUUCAAGCUUUAAAGUCUUCACCUUCAAAGAAACGGUGCAAUUCCAUCACAGCCCUAAAGGCAACAUCCCAGGAAAUAGUGUGUGCGGUUAGCCAGGAGUGGAAGGAUGGAAAGCAUGGCAUUCUUGCUGAAGGACAAAGCUACGCCAGCCUUGAUGAAGAGGUACUAGGUUCACACCACCGGCCGGAUCUAGUGCCAAGCACUCCAUCUCUGUUUGAAGCAGCUUCCUUGGCAACCACAAUUUCUUCUUCUUCCUUGAAUGUAGAUGGGCAUUAUCAACAUGAUCAACCUAUGCUUUAUUCUAGCAGCAGGCUGUGAAGCAAGCAACAUAAAUUAUAAUUUAACAAAGAGCAAAAGAAGCACAGUGCCUUCUAAUGGAAAAGUAGAGAAGAGAGGAAGAAAAUAAAGGGUUACCUUCGAGUUCAACUUUCACUUUAGAAGACAGUGCCAUAUAUUUGACUUCAGAACAAAGCACGCUGGAAAUGGAAAAUGAUAAUGCUUCAGUUUUGGAUGUCUACUUAUAACAAAUACACGAAGACUAAAACUGAGAGAAGUGACCGUGGUUAAUGAAGAGCACUUUCUGCACUCCUCAUUUAAGAAGGAGGAAUUUGCUAAGCCUAAUAGACAAAGAGUAAUAAUCAACUGAACUUGUUCUAAGAAGUGUCAGGACCUUUGAACCAUAGAAAGGAUUGAUGGACUUGGCAAAAACGAUGUGAAACAUUCCACACUCUGCUAUCAUCUGACGUUGCUUGCUGAACUGUGAAGAACUGUGUAUUCAGGCUGCUUUCUACUAUAUUGCCAAUCAACUUUUUUGGACUUGAAACUGAUAUUUUCUUACCAGCUCUCUAGUAGUUUGAUUGCAUGCAUUCGGUAACUAUGCAUAAGCAACAUUAUUAUCUGCUUUACCUACUUAAAACUAAGCACAGUGGUGAAUAAAAUUAAUCUCAUUUGUUUUGACUCUUCAGUUCUAAUCACUUAGGUCCACAUCAGUGGAAACUGGAAUUGAUGUCAUACAAGGGUUAGGGUAAACCUCUGCACAUACGAUGUGGAAAUGAGCCUAUAAAGAUAUUUUUGCUGUUGGUGAAAAGGGGGAAAAAAUGUUAUUUAUAACAAGGCCUUAUGUUGUGUAUAUAUAUUGUCUUUGAAAUAUUUUUGAUUUUAGUUUAUUUCUUGUAAAAGAGGAAUUAUAUAAUUUAUUUAGCAAAUACUACUGUAAAGUAUAGUUUUAUUGAUGAAUAAAAUACAUUGUUCUCAAGACUA
This is a messenger RNA of Falco peregrinus (peregrine falcon), 4428 nucleotides long. RefSeq names its product phosphatidylinositol-4-phosphate 5-kinase type 1 beta (gene PIP5K1B). Gene Ontology annotation, biological process: phosphatidylinositol metabolic process. Gene Ontology annotation, molecular function: phosphatidylinositol kinase activity. The transcript is spliced from 17 exons. The record is from RefSeq and is a predicted model, not a curated record. The coding region runs from base 1975 to 3486 and encodes 503 amino acids. NCBI's taxonomy places the organism in Eukaryota, Metazoa, Chordata, Aves, Falconiformes, Falconidae.